CGCAGGUCCCUCGCCAUGCAGCGGGCGCGCCCCGCGCUGUGGACGGCUGCGCUCGUCACCCUGGUGCUGCUCCGCGGGCCCCCGGGGGCGCGGGCCGGCGCGGGAGCGGUGGGCGCGGGCCCCGUGGUGCGCUGCGAGCCGUGCGACGCGCGCGCGCUGGCGCAGUGCGCGCCCCCGCCCACCCGGCCGGCCUGCGCCGAGCUGGUGCGCGAGCCCGGCUGCGGCUGCUGCCUGACGUGCGCGCUGCGCGAGGGCGAGCCGUGCGGCGUCUACACGGAGCGCUGCGGCUCGGGCCUCAGCUGCCAGCCCCCGGCCGCGGAGCCGCGCCCGCUGCAGGCGCUGCUGGACGGCCGCGGCCUCUGCGUCAACGCCAGCGUCGCCAGCCGUCUGCGCGCCUACCUGCUGCCCUCUCCCUCGGCUCCAGGAAAUUCAAGUGAGUCCGAGGAGGACCGCGGCACUGGGAGUGUGGAGAGCCAGGCAGUGUCCAGCACACACCGGGUGGCUGACUCCAAGUUCCACCCUCUCCAUGCAAAAAUAGACGUCAUCAAGAAAGGCCACGCCAAGGACAGCCAGCGCUACAAAGUUGACUAUGAGUCUCAGAGCACAGACACCCAGAACUACUCCUCUGAAUCUAAGCGGGAGACAGAACACGGUCCCUGCCGUCGAGAAAUGGAGGACACACUGAACCACCUAAAGUUCCUCAAUGUGCUGAGUCCCAGGGGCGUCCACAUCCCAAACUGUGACAAGAAGGGGUUUUAUAAGAAGAAGCAGUGCCGCCCUUCCAAAGGCAGAAAGCGGGGCUUCUGCUGGUGUGUGGACAAGUACGGGCAGCCCCUGCCGGGCUACGACACCAAGGGGAAGGACGAUGUGCACUGCCUCAGCAUGCAGAGCCAGUAGACACCCGCCCCAUUCAAUGUGGAGCUCAAAUACGCCUUAUUUUGCACAAAAGACUGCCAAGGACAUGAUCAGCAGCUGGCUACAUCCUUGAUUUCUAUUUCUUUUUGUGGUGAACUGAUGUAAAAACACAAACCAAAGUUUAGACAAGUUUUUGAAAUGCCUAUGGUUCCUUUAAGUGGUAAACUUAAGCAUCUUUCUACUUUCCAGUAGUCAGCAAAAGUCAGUUUGGAUUUUCCUGUUGCUUCCUAUAAAAAUACUCAUGUGUUUGUUCAGACCAUGGACACCAUCCCUCCUGGACCAUUAGCACGGGCUGCAAAGCUGCUGGCCCUUAGCCUUUCUGACUCCAGUGGCUCUGUUGCUGAUGUAGAGAACUCCUCCCCGUUCCCUCUAAAGGAGCAUAGGCCUUGUGGAGAGUAGGAAAACUCCUACCUAAUUUCCCAUCACCUGGACAUCUUGACACACCUCCUCAGCUCAUGCCCCUCAUGGUUUCAUCUCCAAAUUGAGGGCCUGGGUCAUUAUCUGCAGGUGACCUGGCCUACCUGGAAACGACUUAUUUACCAAAAUGCAAUGACCAAGAAUGUUCCAGAGCGCUCUGGGAGCCUACAGAAGUCAUCACAAGUAACUUUUUAAUCCAACCCCUCAAAACCAAGUUUAUGUUGGGGGACGAACUCUUUAAAGGCAAAAGGUUUAUUUUCAUCUCUCAUCUUUACUCUCUAAACAGGAAAGAUGAAUGGCUUGUUAAAGAGAAUCAGCCAUGUUGAACUUAAGGUCCUUCUCAUAAUUUCUUUAUAAGUCACACAUAUAUGCAGAGAAGAUACAUUCAUGUUAACAAUAUAUACAACAUAGCCCAAAUAUAAUAGGAUGUAUACUAGAUAAUCCUAGAUAAAAUGUUAUGGAUACUAGAUAUAAUCACACCCAAGGAAGGGAGCCCAUGUCGGAAGGCUGGGCUACUCUGCCCAAGACCAAACCCAAGGAGGUCUAGCAACAUAGGGCAUAAGGAGACUCUGCCCUGCUCCACUGGCCCACAGGGUGGGUACACACUGCACAGAGCUCUCCUUGAGAACACAGAAGAGUCUCAAGACACUCUGCCUACCUAUUAGCUUUUCUUUAUUUUUUUAAGUUUUGGGGGGGGAAAGUAUUUUUGAAAAAUUUGUCUUGCAAUGUAUUUAUAAAUAGUAAAUAAAGUUUUUAACAAUAAAA
Jaculus jaculus (lesser Egyptian jerboa) is the source of this 2097-nucleotide messenger RNA. It is a transcript of the gene Igfbp3, whose product is annotated as insulin like growth factor binding protein 3. Gene Ontology annotation, cellular component: extracellular region. The transcript has 5 exons. NCBI's taxonomy places the organism in Eukaryota, Metazoa, Chordata, Mammalia, Rodentia, Dipodidae. Gene Ontology annotation, biological process: regulation of insulin-like growth factor receptor signaling pathway. The record is from RefSeq and is a predicted model, not a curated record. Bases 16 to 897 code for a protein of 293 amino acids. Gene Ontology annotation, molecular function: fibronectin binding; insulin-like growth factor I binding; insulin-like growth factor II binding.